GCGCGGCGCGGCGAGGCGAAGGGAGCCGGGUGCCAUGUCUGCCAUGUUCGCCGCGCCGUGGGGAUCCUGCGCCGUGGCGGGGGGCGACGAGGAAAGCGACAGCGACGAGGACGGUUGGGAUAUCGGCGGCGUGCGGCGUGAGCCGCAGCAGUUGGAUCAAAUGCUGGAGGCGGACAAGAAGGAAGCGUUAAAGCAAGCUCUGUUUUGUGGUGAUGUGUCAUUAAUUGAAGAACUCUUAAACUCAGGUAUAAGCAUAGAGUCUGGCUUUCAGUUUGGAUGGACUCCCCUGAUGUGUGCUGCCAGUGUGGCUGAUUUUGCAGUAGUGCGUCUUCUUCUGGACAGAGGUGCUAAUGCAUGUUUUGAAAUAGAUAAGUACACUGUGCUGAUGGCAGCAUGUACUGCGCAUGCUUCAGAAGAAGACAUCUUGAAGACUGUAGAACUGCUUCUCUCCAGGAAUGCUGACCCUAAUCUUACUUGCAGGAGACAAAUGACUCCGCUGAUGUAUGCAGCUAAGAAAGGCUAUGCUCAGGUUACUGCUCUUCUUGUUGCUCAUGGAUCACACAUAAAUGCCCAAGAUGAAAAUGGAUAUUCAGCAUUAAUAUGGGCAGCACAGCAUGGACAUAAGAGUGUAAUUUUUAAGUUGCUUGAGCUUGGAGCUGACAAAAAUCUACUGACUAAGGAUGAGAAAACAGCAGCAGAGAUAGCAAAAAUUAAUAAACACUCAGAGAUUUAUAGUUUACUCUCUUUGGCUGCAAAUCACUUGCAAGGGAGAUACCAUGAAACGAUUACGCAAGAGGCUAUCUACAAAUUUCUGACAGCUGUCCCUGACCUCAGAGUUGGUUCAUAUUCAACUUUUGAUGACAUGGAAGUGUUCUUACAUGGUCUUGGUCUAGAACACAUAAUAGGAUUGUUGAAGGAAAGAGAGAUAGAUUUAAGACAACUUCUGGUCAUGCAAAAAGAUGAGUUAAUACAGAUUGGCAUUACAAAUCCUGGAGAUCAACAGAAACUCCUAGAGGCUAUUAAUGAGCUACAAGUGGGAGAAACAAGAAUUGAAGACCUCCCUGAAGUGAUGAAGCUGGAAUUCAGUGGAGAUGAAUUCCUCAAGUUUCUUCAGAAGUUGAAUAAAGACUGUGGUAAGCUGACCGUUCUUGUGCAGGCCGUGAAUAAGCAUUUCCACAAAAACUCCCAUGAGAUAGUACUGCAGUGGGCAACGACUGAAAGUUUUAUUGAAGUCUGCAAAGACUUAGCUCGCAAUGUUGAAAAACUGGGAGAAGAAGUUACCAAACUGAAGGACCUGGUGGAGAAGCAUGAUCAGAAGAAUGACCACAGCCAAGUGCAACUUCCAGAAAAAGCACCCACCUUGGGAAAAAGAUUAGUAAAAAUGGGAGUGGUAACAUUGCUUGGACUUGGUUUUUUCUUCUUUAUAACUAAGUUAGGAGCAAAGAAAACCUGACUUUAAGUUCAGUUCUAUGAAUAAUUUUGGAAAACUUGGUCACAUUAUGCUUCUGUUCAGUAUAUGCAGCUGAGCUGAAGUCAUGUGAAAAUUUGUGUAGUUUCUCAUCAUACCGGUAGCAUUUGCAUCCACUUUGAUCUAGCAAUAAAGUUAUUAAAAAUUAAAACUGCUACAUAAAUGUAUCUUAAGGUUCUAUCUUCAAAAUUAUUUCUGAUGUAGACUGUAGGUCUAAAAUCUUGUCAAAGCAGCUUUUUUUUUGCAUAAAGCUUACUAAUUUGGCAUUAUUGCUUACUAAUUACUGGUUUCAUUUUUACCUUUAGCUGUUGUUCAGAGGAGAACAUAAGAAAAUAACUCUGAUUAUAUCACAUGUUUGUAUUUAAAAUUGUGAUGUAAAUGUGUUUUGAGGAUUGGGAGGGUUUAAAAUAUUUUAAGUAUCUCAUGCAAUUUUAUGUUGAUAAAGAUCUUUUCUCUUGCAGUUUUUCAUACGAAUCUAUCAUAUGAAAAACUUCCCGGUGAGGUGUACUUUUCUUUCUUUGUCACAAUCACAGGACUGUGGAGAUCUUGUUACACAUUGCCUGAAAAGUCAUUUCCCACUGAACUAUGAUAUUCAAAUUAUGCCUGAAAUCUGUUUCCUCAGGGAUACUUACUUCUAUUAAGAGUUUCAUCACAUCUAUUAAAAGGAUUAUAGCAGUCCUUGGCUAUAAUAACGCAAGCAUA
This is a messenger RNA of Phalacrocorax carbo (great cormorant), 2170 nucleotides long. The record is from RefSeq and is a predicted model, not a curated record. Lineage: Eukaryota; Metazoa; Chordata; Aves; Suliformes; Phalacrocoracidae.